UUGAUUUUAUGAUUAACCAAUGUAGAAAUGGAAUCAAGAAGUUAUUCUACAUCGGUUUUGCUUAUGACUGAUAUAGAAAUGAGACUCUCAUAUGGGUUAAAGCAUACCCUUUCACUCAGCAACGUCCCAGCUGCCGCGAGCAACGACAGAGAGCGAACCCUCUUCUCUUCAUCUGGUGAAGCGCCGCCUUCUAUCUUCCCCUUCCUCCUCCUCUUUCACUCACACUCACCAACUUGUUACUAUCACAACACGCAUCCUCGCCGGCGCCAACAUGCACCGCCAACUCCACCACCUCCACCACCUCCUCCUCUCCUCUCACCCCAACCACAUGGCCCACUCUUCCAUCACUUCCAUGAUCCGGGUCCUUCUUCUUCAUCUCCGUCUUCGUCGUCCCCAAAAUGGUCGUGCAAGGCCUGCACUUUCUUAAACCCUUACAACAACCCCUCUUGCCAGGUUUGCGGCACUCGCUGCCUCUCCAAUCUCAAAGACUUGGACGACGCUACUGAACACGAUUCUUCUGUUGGCUCUGUUUUCUUCCCUCUUCGACCCUGCAACAAGAGAAAGACCAUCAACGACCAUGAUUCUUCUGAGAGGGUGAAUCUGAAGCUCAAGCUAUCCCAAAAGGCUACCGAUAUCACCGGUGAUGAGGAUACUGAUUCAGAAAAAGAUUUUAGUUCGUUUAAGAUAUUGAGUUACAAUGUUUGGUUCCGGGAAGACUUGGAGUUGCACAAGAGGAUGAAGGCUAUUGGCGACCUUGUUCAAUUGCAUUCUCCUUAUUUAAUUUGUUUCCAGGAUCCUAAACGUAAGGUGCACAAACCUGUCAAAGGUGUUUUGAGGCUGGAAAUUGAAAGCACCAGAUUUCCCAAGCGAAUUUGGAAAACAUGUCAGAAAGUGGUAGUAUUACUAAUGAUUCUGUUGACCCUGGGGAUCGAAUUGCAGAUUCACUGUCUGGAAAGUAUCCUAGUAAUGGCUGUGAUGAUCCUCAGGGUAGCAUCCAAAGGGUAGUAUCUCCAGUUUCAGGAAAUGGAACAACUCAACAUGGAAUUUCAGAUUUUAAUGCCGAUGAUGUGCAUCUGUUGGUGCCUCUGAAGGUGCAUCUGUUGGUAAAUUGUCUUCAUCUUCAUCAUCAGGCGAAUCUUCCGGUGCCUCAGCAGGUGAACCUCCACUGUUCACCAAAUUGCUGAUUUUUCACAACAAUAAUCACAAUUAGUUUUUGAGUAAUUCUGCAUUUUAAUCUUCAAAAGACAUACCAACAUCUGAUCACAUCACUUUUUUAUUUAGAAAUAUUUUAAAUAUCUUUUAAUAUCACAGUUUUCUUAUAAAACUAAUGACACUAAUUAAUUUGAAUCAAUUUGAUAUUUGUUAGCAAAGAAAAAGUAAUAAUGUGUAAUGUUAUGUAUUUUGGUAACUAUGUUAAUGGUACUAAAUAUCUAUGGAUUUGGAUAACGACUAACUUUUGUCAAAAUUUUAUCUAAUUACCUUUUGUUGUAUCUUCUCAAUAUAUUUUUUUUCAUCUCAAACUUGAGACCUUUUUUAAAGGAAAGGAAAUAGUUUGAUUGGGACAAAUGACUUAUUGAUGUGUUUCUCUUAUAUUAGUUUACAAAAAAGAUUUUUUUUUUUAUAAAAGAAACCAUUUCUCAGGUAAUUUAAAUUGUUUAGUUAACAUUUUUUUUAAUAAUAACUUUGUUAAAAUAAAACAAUUUUUAGCAUAUAUAACAAUGUUUAUAAUUAGUAUUUUGCAUGAGAAAAAGAAAGUUGAAUGUGGUUGUGAAAUGUAAAAAAGGGCACAUGAUCUUACUCGGCUUGUUGAACCCAAUCAUUCAAAGAUGCUCCAUCCAAGGCCUCCUCAGCAACCUUUUGGGCAGCACCAUCUUGAAUAGCCUUCUGAGCCUCAAAUAUUGAUUCUUGAGAAAAACCUGCUUUGGUUGCUUCACUUGUUGCUUGGUCUAUGACACUCCUCCAUAUUGGAUCUGCAUCCAGAUCACACAAAACUGAAUGCAAUGGCACAGCCACCACCAAUGCAAACACCAAACCUAACGAUAUCUUUGUCAUUUCUUCCUUAUAUUAUUGUUUCCUUAGAAUUCAAUAAGAAAUGCCUUCACAACUUAUAGUGAUUGUCACCUCAAGGUUGCAAUAAUGAAGUGUGGCUUGUAUUUGGAUGAAACCAAGUGCUUAUAGGGUGCAAAAUGUUAUAUUUUCCACUCUCACCAUGAAAUUUAAAAUGGGGUUCAGGAGUUGGUUUAAAUGGGGUUCACACAUGGUAGGGUUUUCAACUAUUUAGGAACAACCAUUUUGCUAUAUUUCUUUUGCAACCCUUCAUUUGCGGAUUUGCCAAAAUAUAUAUAGCAACAAAUUGGUGGUGGCUUAUUCUUCCUGUUAAUAAUCUUACACCAGUUUCAGUUCUUUUUUAGUACAAAGAAUAUAAAUACUCGUAUUUU
Messenger RNA from Cajanus cajan (pigeon pea), 2438 nucleotides. RefSeq lists its product as uncharacterized. Lineage: Eukaryota; Viridiplantae; Streptophyta; Magnoliopsida; Fabales; Fabaceae. Gene Ontology annotation, molecular function: single-stranded DNA binding; 5'-tyrosyl-DNA phosphodiesterase activity. Gene Ontology annotation, cellular component: PML body; cytoplasm. The record is from RefSeq and is a predicted model, not a curated record. Gene Ontology annotation, biological process: double-strand break repair.